AAGGCCCGGACGCUCCGGCGAGCCGGGGAGAGGAAGUUAGGCUCCGGGAGAACUAAUCCCGCUUCCUGCAGCCGGCGGUUCCUCGUUCGUUCUCCGUGGGACGUAGCGUUGGCCGCUUGCUCGGGCGCCGUUCUGCCGGGCUUAAGGAAACAGAGAUGGCCCUGAGCAGGAGAUUCUAGCUGAGGAAACAGUCUCUUUGUUAUGAUGCCAUCCCGUAACAAUGUAACUACUGGGAUCCCCAGUAGUAAAGUGAAGUACUCCAAGCUUUCUAGCACAGAUGAUGGCUACAUUGAUCUUCAGUUUAAGAAGAGCCCUCCCAAAAUCCCUUACAAGGCAAUAGCACUUGCUAUAGUGCUAUUUAUGAUUGGCACCUUUCUUAUUGUCAUAGGUGCUCUGCUGUUAGCUGGAUAUAUCAGCAAAGGGGGAGCAGACCGAGCCAUUCCUGUCUUGAUAAUUGGGAUUCUGGUAUUCCUGCCAGGAUUCUACCACUUGCGCAUUGCCUACUACGCUUCCAAAGGCUACAGGGGCUACUCUUACGAUGACAUUCCGGAUUUUGAUGACUAGAGUCUACUUUGUUCCAGAAGAAAACAGUUGCUGUGGGGAAUAAGCUUAGCACUGAAAAGCUGAACCCAUGGAAAUUUAAAUACCUGUGGGUCAGAGAAUGCUCUAGUUUAUUUUAGCAAGGUCAUUGCUAGGCUCUCUGGGAUCAUCCCAAAGAUGUUAACUGAGCUUGCAAUUGGAGAAAUAUGGCAUCAUUUUCUUUACCUCCUGUUCUGAGCUAAGGUUUUUGAAGAGGCAGCUUUCCACACAUACACUCACACCCACAAGUUCAAAGCAGUUGUGGAAAUUUAGUAAUAGAAUCGCUCCAAAAAAUCAUUUUUGUAAGAUACGACCUUUUCAGUCUAAGCUUCAUCACCAGGUUGGCUUUAUGGUGAUGAAUUUUUCUACUGCAGCUGCUUUUACAGACCAUCUGUAAUAACUAUAUCUCAAUAUAUGUAUGUAUAUAUUAGUAUGUGAAUAUAUACAUAUAUGUAUAUACACUCACACAAAUGUACACAGUAAUAGGAAUUUAGUGAGGAAUUGGCCAAAUAAUGGUCUGGUUGAAAAGAGACUGAAUCUCCCAAUCUUAAGUUGAACAUUUUUAUGUUUUAGCUUUUUAUUUUUGGAAGUAGUCUAGUGUUACCUACAUGGUUUGUGUCAAAUAGAAUAUGUAAUGUGUUUUAGCUUCAUUUUGUUAAGUAGUAUUAUUUGAAGAACCAUUUGAAUUGAAUAACUCAAAACCAUUAACCUAUUUCUUCUACUGUCUUCCAGUAGAACAUUUGUUGAUAGAACUAAGUGUAAUCAAAUUAGUAAGAAUCCAUAAUGAUUCUAACUUGCUUUUUGAAGUGACACAAAAAUUAGGAAUGCUGGAAGUCUCAGACUACAUUUUGCAGUUUUUCAUCUUGCUGAUACUUUAUCAGGCCUUAUCUGUUUCAUAGGUUUGAUGACAAUACUAUGGGGCAUUUUGUCCUCUGAAGAUCAAGAUGUUCCAUGCAUUUAUCAUUUUUUAAGGGCUGAAUUUUUUACCAGUUGUCAAGAUUGUUUAUUUCCUAUGAAAAAUAAGGUUUGGUUGUUGAUAAUUUAGUUGUGUUUUUUUAAAAAUUGCUUUAUUAGUACCUUUUAUUGUUGCUUUCUUAUUGCAAAGAUGAUACAGACUCGAUCACUUGAAGUCUGAGCUUGGCUAAUAUAAGUUAAUUAUUUCAUUGUUACAGGGAGUGAGAACAUUUAAGAGAAAUUAAAAUGUCAAAAUCAGAGCUCUAGAUUUAAUAUUUGUAAAAGCUGUGCCUUAUAUUGGACAUUGUAAUAGACUUGAUUGAUUAUCAUGUUGGAUUUAAGUCUAUAAGUCACAUAUAGCAUACAUCCUCUUUCUUUUUGACUUUUGGUUAUACCAAGUCACUUAUCAGAUCAAGAUUCUACUAUAUAACCAUACUUUUACACUUCCCUGCAAUGAAUUAUAUUUUUGCAUUUAAUCAUUAAUCAUCUAAGACCUAAUCAGUAACAUUUCAUUGAGUCGAAGUGAAAAGCACUCCAUUAGGUACUAUUCCAAUUUAUAACUAAAGCAGAUGGCAUCAUUUCUGUCCUCAGGGAGCUUACCUAUUAAUGGAAGAAACAAAUGGAAAACAUGUGAGCAGAAAAUAGCAAAAUCAUAGAAGUAUAUUAAAAUGUAUUUUCUUACACAUUAAAUGUGGCCCUUUUGAUUUUUAUGAAAGUAAGACAGCUGCUCAGGGAAGGUUGUUGAAGUGAUGGAAGAGACUGAAACCAGACUAUGUUAUAUGAAGGCUAUGCAGAGAAGAGGGACAAGGUUUGGCAUAAAGGGAUACAUUGAAAACAGGUGUGGCAUAGAUGAGCGGCAAUGGUGUAAUGGAAAGAGCACCACAUACUUAGGCUUGAGUCUUCGCUCCAUCACUUAGUAGCUGAAUUAUUUAUUUCCUCCGUUCCUUUAAUCUGUAAAAUUGGAGUAAUAAUAGUUGCACUACCUACCUCACAGGGUUGUUGUGAGGAAAAUGAUCUUGAAACUUCUCUCUUAGAUAAGUCAUGUAAUCUCUUUGAACCUCAGUUUCAUCUGUAAGAGAGGGAUUCCCUGAAUUCUUCAUAAGAUUUUUUUGUGAGAAUCAGAUGAGAUUAUAUAUAUAUUAAUACAUACAGGAGCAAGGAAUUCUUAUUGUGAAGGAAGACAAAAAUAGGUGAAUUGUGGAAGUAUUAAGAGAAUGAUACAAAAAGACUUAAACUCUUUUGCAGGGAUUUUUAAUCUGGGCUCAAUUUUUAAUAUUUUGAUAACUAUUUUAAUGUAACUGCUUUCUUUUGCAAUCCUUUGUAUUUAGAAUGUGUUUGACAACAUUAUUCUGAGAAUGGGUCCAUAAGUUUGGCCAGACUGCCAAAUGAGUCAAUGACACAAAUAAAAUUAAUCUCUGGUCUGGUCCAACUCGUUAUUUUACAGAUUAGUAAACCAAGACCCAGAAAGGUUAAGUGACAAUCAUAAACAUGUUUAUUUGGCUAAGUUGGAUAGUUCAUGCUAUCUUCUGUGAAUAUAUUAGAAAAUUAGAACAGUUAACCAGUGAGAUAGGAGGGGCAAAUUGAUUAAGGUGAUAAUGUGAAUCAAGAAUGAGUGGAGAGAAACUAGACCUUGCUUUUUCUCUUUUCUAGUCCUGACAUAGUAGUUUUAGUGAUCAAUAAAUGCUUGUUUGAUGAAUAAAACCUAAGAAGAGAAAUUAAUAAAAAUGAAACUGGCCAGUAGAAUUAAGAAUUUUCAUUUCUUAGUUCAGGACAGUCAAUCCAGAAGUCACUGAAUUAGAGUGAACAAUGGAAAGUAUUGCUUGCAAUGGAGAGAAUGUUGCAAAAGAACAAGUAGCACACUUAGCAGGAAAGAGAGCAAUUUAUAACAAAGCUUGAGGUACUUGGAAGAUGGUGUUUAAGCAACAAAACGGCCUGUUUGGGGAGUUUUCCUUAAAUUGAGCCAAAAUUUUCUACUCUAACUUCUGCCAGUUCUGCCUAGAUUUUCACCUCUGAAGCUGUACAGAAUAAGUGAAAUCCUUUCAUAUUCUGAUAUCCUUGAGAUAUUUUAAGCAUAUAUUCAUGUUAUACACUUCCAAGCUAAACAUAUCUUUCCUUGAUUUCUGGACCUCAUUCUUGCUCUCUGUAUGGAAGCCAGUUUGUCAGUAUUCCUCUAAAUAUGAGGCUUGUGCAUAAACAGUACUCGAUUUCUGAUAAGUACAGAAUAUAAUUGUACUAUUCCCUUAUUCUUAAUACUAUAUUUCUAUUAAUAUAGUCUAAGAUUGUAUAAUUAUCCCCCAGUGUAGUCAUAUUAUUAUAUCAUUCUGAGUUUAAAGUCGUUUAAAUCAUCAUAGCAUAGUAGAUAAGGCAGUGAAUUUGGAGUUGGGGAAGGACUCAAUUGACAUCCCACCUCAGAUACUUAUUAGCUAUGGGAUCUUGGACUAAUCAUUUGUCCUCCCUGUACUUCAAUUUUCUUAUCUAUAAAAUAAAGAUAGUAAGUCUUGAAUGCUUCUAAGGUCUUAUCUAGUUCUAAAUCUAUGGGGGGGGGAAUCAAAAAUUUUUUUCUACAUAUUACUAAUUAGAUCUCAUCCAUCCUAUUGGUAUUUAUACCUUGGUAUAGGCUUAUCACUAUUAAAUUUUAUCUUGACAAACUUAGACUCAUGAUUGUAACCUGUUCAGGAUCUUUGAGGGCUUCUAUGAAAGGUAGAUUUGUCAUUUGGUAUAUUAGCUUUUUCCCCUCAGGGCUCUCAGUCAUUUAAGUCAUUGAUCAAAGUAUUGAAUGAAAUAGAACUCAAUUUAAAUCUCUUGCCACCAACCAUUAGAGACAUUCUUCUAGGAUUACACUAAUCCAUGCAAUCUUUAGAUGUUGAAUUCAUUUAGAAUCACAAAGUCAAGGGUUGGAAGGAACCUCAAGAGUUAUCUCUUUCAACCCUUACCAAAAACAUGAUGUAUCUUCUCUAAACGGUUGUCUAGACUCUGCUUGAAGACAAUGUUUGGAAGUUCACCACUGCCCAUUCUCUAUCCCCCAACAUAGCAUAUGAUGUUUUUUUCAUAUGAACUGGCCUGGCCAUAGGUUACGCAUUCUUGUAAGUUAAUUUUUUUCAACUCGGGUCAAGGGCUUUAUUUUUCUGAUUUAAUCUUUUUACUUUCAUCCACAGUUUUCACCUGUCACAGCCUUUUGGGAUGCUGAUUCAAUCAUCCAGUAUAUUAGUCCUGCUUUUUGAUUUCCUUUAUUCUUCAAAUGUGAUAAAUGUAACUUUUCUAUCCCUUCAUGCAAGUAAUUGAUUAAAAAAAUUUAUUGAUCUCCAA
Messenger RNA from Sarcophilus harrisii (Tasmanian devil), 4839 nucleotides. It is a transcript of the gene TMEM230, whose product is annotated as transmembrane protein 230. The record is from RefSeq and is a predicted model, not a curated record. Bases 202 to 564 code for a protein of 120 amino acids. Lineage: Eukaryota; Metazoa; Chordata; Mammalia; Dasyuromorphia; Dasyuridae. The transcript is spliced from 4 exons. Gene Ontology annotation, biological process: synaptic vesicle transport. Gene Ontology annotation, cellular component: synaptic vesicle; endomembrane system.